AUGAGCGCCGAGGCUGAGCUAUUUGCCGUGCCUGAAUCUUCGCAAAAUACACCGGAUAAUGAUGAUGAAGAUGGUACAACGUCGAGCGGUGAUGAUACGAGUGGAUUUCCUUUUGAUCUCGCGGCUGCUGUUGGCUUGUUGGCCUCAACGAAGCAAGUAAACUGUUCGGUUGGUUCAUCAACUUCCGCAUCUUCUUUUAUUUCAAAUCCGGUAUCGAUCCGUAAAAGAACGCGAAUCUCGACAUCAAAUAGUCGAUUGACAAAGAAGAGUUCACUCGUCAAUCAAACCGCCUUUUGCUAUACAAUUCGUGGACCGAACUCGCUCCUUCGACCGGAUAAAUCAGCUCUUUUUACUAUUGGUGGUGUUUACGAGUUGAAAUGUUGGCUCAUGAGUCCACCAAGAGCCAAUUAUGUAUGCAAGACAAUUCUAUCGCUGAGCAGUGACGACAUUGGAGAGUGGUUGACCAUUGAAGAGACUCUCGCCUCAGGAACACUUCUCUCAAAUCAACCGGCACCCAAUCAUUUCCUCACGAUGGAUCGGCCAUCUCCAAGAACGCAUCGUAAUGUAAAAGCUGGUCGACAUUCACUCGAGUUUACCUGGGAUGCAUCAGGCGUGAUUUUUGUCUAUUUAAGGUUCUUGUGUGCGGUGAACGAUCUGAUUGCAAACCCAAAAGCUCCACUAAGACUCAUUGUGCAAAGUCAAUUUCUUGAUGAGCCACAUUUAUUGAAUAUGAAAUCGCUUGUGAUGGAAACGAUUGGACAUCCUUCUCUUUUGGAAUCGGCUAUUGGAUCACAGGGAGCAAUCGAUUUUUGCAAUGAUUUACAUGAAAGAAUUAUUCCAAUUGAUCAUCGCGAGUACCUCUUUGAACAGCCCAGCGACUUUGAUGACACGGAUUUUGUGCGCAAUGUUAUCAACAAUGUUGCUAAAGCUGCUGCCGCUGAUUCGCCAAUGGCUGUUCUUGAAAAAGCUAUCCAAGAUAGUAUACCAAAAAAUGAGACUAGUUCAUCGGCUCAAAUGAGUGCUGCAACAAUUGGAGAAGCAUUGGGAUCCUUGUUGGGGUCGAAGCAUGGGAGUAUUGCCCCAUCAUCGACAUUUCCUAUCCCAUGCACUCUCUCUUCUCACACUCCACGACCUCGUGGACGACCUAGAAAGUUUCACUACCCAGAAUACUGCUAUUCAAAAACUGCUCUUGAACGAGGUCCAGCUCAUGCAGGUGAAUGUAGUGGUCCAGCCGCUGAGAUGAUCGCUAUUCAACAAAUGCAGAAACAGCAUGCAAACGAAGCUCAAACAAGCUCUUCGGGAAAUCGAAUUAAAAUGAAUAUUUUGGAAGAGAAACCGAUCAAUAUGGCCUCAUUGUUCACCCUUCAACAAACAGUCGUUGAAGAAAUUGAUAAACCGUCAUCAUCGAUGGAAGACGUUGAACCAAAUGCUGAUGUGAAACGUUUUCUUAUACAACUCAAAAUGCCAAACUAUAUCAAUAUUUUUGCAAAGUACACAAUGAUCGAGUUGAGACUUUUGUCUUCUGAAGAUUUGCGAAUCAUUUGCGGAAAUGACGCCGAGGCGAUUCGUCUUUAUCAUGCACUCCGUCUCAGAUCUAAUAUCAACGGGAAAUUAAGUAUUUUCGUCGCCCUACAAAACGAUGAGGGUGAUGAACCAUGCUAUGAACUGUUGAAACUCUCUCCACCGUGUGUUUCGGAAUUGGCGCAUUCGUUAAGAACGAAAGGGUUAAUUGACUCGAACGUGAGACGGCUUUGUGUGGAUGGGCCGAAUGGGAUUCUUGUGCAACUUUCUGAUGAAAUAAUCGAAGCUUGGGAGGAUAAUGCUGUUUUUCAAUUCACCUUCAUCAACGGAGUUCUGAAAAUGCAUCCAAUCAAGGGA
Mesorhabditis belari is the source of this 1878-nucleotide messenger RNA. NCBI's taxonomy places the organism in Eukaryota, Metazoa, Nematoda, Chromadorea, Rhabditida, Rhabditidae. The record is from the annotation of a GenBank genome assembly.